Molecule: messenger RNA, 1215 nt
Organism: Aspergillus tanneri
Lineage: Eukaryota; Fungi; Ascomycota; Eurotiomycetes; Eurotiales; Aspergillaceae
Product: cytochrome P450
Exons: 4
Coding region: 1-1215 (404 amino acids)
Molecular function (GO): heme binding; iron ion binding; monooxygenase activity
Source: RefSeq, a predicted model, not a curated record
AUGUUGAAGCAAUUCUUUCCACAAAUUUUAAAGACUGGCUUUGGCGCCAGACGGGAGAUAUUUGCCCCAUUGUUAGGCAACGGCAUUUUCACGCAAGAAGGCCCAGCCUGGAAACAUUCCAGAGAUCUAUUGCGAAGGCAGUUUCUCCGCAUCCAGAGUCGCAAUUUGGACCACUUCCACGAGCAUGUGGACAACCUAAUAGCUCAUCUGCUGUCAAGCGGGGUAGUUGACCUGAAGCCGCUCUUUUUCAAUCUAACACUUGAUACUGCCACGGCACUUUUAUUCGGGCGAUCCGUGUACAGUUUAAGAGCUAAUAUUGAUCAAGAUGCUGAUAAUAAGCUCUUUUCAGAGAGAUUCAAUAUAGCGCAAGAAGGGCUAGCAAAGCGUUUUCGCAUUGCACCGUGGCAUUUCCUUUAUAAUCCGCCGGAGUUUCGCAAUGCAUGCGCUAACGUACACCGAUUUGUUGAAAAAUACAUCGAGGAGUUGAAUUUGCCGAAAAGUGAAGCCCUAGAUAAUAAGACGUACGGCUUUAUCAAACAGGUCGCGUCUGAAUCUGAUAGCAAAGAGGACCUGCGGGACCAAUUGCUCAACGUCCUUCUGGCAGGAAGGGACACAACGGCGUGUUGUCUGUCCUGGACAUUCCGCUUGCUUGUGCGUCAUAGGCUGGUACUGGAUCGUCUGCGAAACGAAAUAUUCUCAAUCAUGGGAUCUUCCAAGCAUGCGACCAGGGAACAAAUCAAGAGAAUGCCGUAUCUUGCCUGUGUUAUCAAAGAGAGCUUACGCCUCUACCCACCGGUCCCACUGAACAACCGCGAAGCGAUUCGAACAACCAUCUUACCCACGGGCGGAGGUCGCGAUGCAACUAGCCCCAUGUUGGUAAGAAAAGGAGAGCUCGUCGUAUUCUCCCAGUAUGUCAAUUCACGCAAGAAGAAUAUCUAUGGUGUGGAUGCGGAUGCAUUCCACCCUGAAAGAUGGGAAGGAGGAGAACUUUCCAAUGUUGGGUGGGCGUAUUUUCCUUUCAACGGUGGUCCGCGACAAUGUCUCGGGGAGGACUUUGCUCUCAUGGAGGUUUCAUAUACAGUGAUCAGAUUGUUGCAGACAUUUGCGACUAUAAAGCUGCCGAAGGAAGAGCGAAUAGAACCGGUGGGGAGUGAAAAACAGCGACUUACACUGGUUCUUUCAAGUGCCGAUGGAUGUCGUGUUCAGAUUCAAUAG